AUGCACCUUUCAGCGGUUUUGGUAGCACUCUCUGUGCUAGCAGGGGUAACUCAGGGGCUCCAACAUCGUGAUGACCAAGCCAAUCACUUGCUUCAGAGAAACGAGCACUACAAGCAUCAAGCAGCUCACUACAAUGUCGUGAACCGCCAGGCAGCUGGUCCAUUCUGUUACAUCAUCAUCACCCUCAAGCUCGACCCACACUUCCUCGACCUACUCGUCAUCAUCGUCAUUCCCCUCGUCGACGUCAACUUCUUCGUAUUCAACGACUUCAAGUACCCCUUCGGCAAGCAGUUCCGCCCAGCCAUCGUCCAGCAAUACACCAUCAAGAUCAGCUACCACCUCCGCCCCGUCGCAAACUACACAGCGCCACCCAUGACAGAUGCCAACGGCAACCAGUAUGAGCCUGUCUUUCCUAUCGCCGUCCCGGCCGCAGGGGGCGGCGCCGUUGUUCCUCCCGUUGGUGGAGGAGGUGGGGGCGGAGGUGGCGGAGGUGGCGGAGCCGGAGGGGGAGGAGCCGACGAUACCACGACCACCUCAAACUUGCCUUCCAGCACCACUCUCAAUGAGCCUUCAGCUGCUCCCUCAAGCGCUCCUCCUACGUCGGCUUCCCCUUCGUCCAGCCAGGAGCCAUCUAGCACAGUUGCAGCAAUUGAUACAACCUCGUCGCCGUUGGUAGUCAUCACUUUCGAGCCAACGACAACGACGUCAAUCGUUGAGGUGGUUACCGAGCCUGCCGCAUCGACAACCACCGUUGCUGCCCCGGUGCCUUGUUAUAACUAUGAGUGGAAGUCGUAUGGAUGGUGCUGUCCUGGUCCUGACUCGCCGUGCGAAAACAGUUUGGGCACCUGCUACUUCGAUGGAAGCGGCGCGACGGAUGUGUUGCCGAAUACCGCCGCUUGCCCACCAGCACCUGAUGCUAGACACUAG
Molecule: messenger RNA, 927 nt
Organism: Colletotrichum gloeosporioides
Lineage: Eukaryota; Fungi; Ascomycota; Sordariomycetes; Glomerellales; Glomerellaceae
Exons: 4
Coding region: 1-927 (308 amino acids)
Source: RefSeq, a predicted model, not a curated record